CCUUUCUCCCUCCUUGACAGCCUGAAUCAUCAUCAAACAAAAAAUGAUAACUCCAUAGAAAGCACCGGAGACUCUUCAGACGACUUUUGGGACAUAGUCUACGCUCGAUCGGAGUUAGGAGUGGAGUGGAUCGUCCACCUCAGCCCCCACAUGUUUCCCAGCAAACAACCGUGAAGAAGCCAAAUUGAUCAAAACUCUAGUCGCAGCCAUGCCUGGCGCCAGAGGAGCAGAUUCAAAGGAGGAAGACUUCUCCACGGCCAUCCUGAGGCAGAAACACCGGCCCAACAGGCUCAUUGUAGAUGAAGCGCUGAACGAAGACAGCAGCAUCGUCAGCCUGUCCCAGGACAAAACAGAGGAGCUUCAGCUUUUUCGGGGGGACACGGUGGUGUUGAGGGGACGCAAGCGUCGGCAAACAGUCUGUAUCGUUUUAACGGAUCAAACGUGUGGUGAUGAGCGGAUCCGGAUGAACCGUGUCACUCGAAAUAACUUGCGUGUGCGCCUUGGUGAUGUCAUCAGCAUCCACGCCUGCCCUGACAUCAAGUACGGGAAGCGGAUCCACGUCCUGCCGAUUGACGACACCAUCGAGGGUCUGACAGGAAACCUCUUUGACGUCUUCCUGAAGCCCUACUUCCUGGAGGCUUACCGGCCGGUGUAUAGAGGUGACGUUUUUUUGGUGAGGGGGAGCAUGCGGGCAGUGGAGUUCAAGAUUGUGGAGACCGAUCCCAGUCCGCACUGUAUCGUGGCCCCUGACACUGUCAUCUACUGUGAAGGGGAACCAAUCAAAAGAGAGGACGAGGAAGACAGUCUAAAUGACGUUGGCUAUGAAGACAUCGGAGGCUGCCGAAAGCAGCUGGCCCAGAUCAAAGAGAUGGUGGAGCUUCCACUGAGACACCCAGGUCUCUUUAAGGCUAUAGGAGUUAAGCCUCCGCGGGGAAUCCUCCUCUAUGGUCCUGCCGGCACGGGAAAGACUCUGGUGGCUCGGGCCGUCGCCAACGAGACCGGGGCCUUCUUCUUUCUCAUCAAUGGUCCUGAGAUCAUGAGCAAGCUGGCGGGAGAAUCCGAAAGCAACCUAAGAAAAGCGUUCGAGGAAGCUGAGAAAAACUCUCCGGCCGUCAUUUUUAUUGACGAACUUGACGCCAUUGCACCCAAAAGAGAAAAGACGCACGGAGAGGUGGAGCGACGCAUCGUGUCCCAGCUGCUGACCCUGAUGGACGGUCUGAAUCAGAGAGCUCACGUCAUCGUCAUGGCAGCCACCAACAGACCGAACAGCAUCGAUCCUGCGCUCAGACGUUUUGGCAGGUUUGACCGGGAGAUUGAUAUCGGGAUUCCAGACUCCACCGGGAGGCUGGAGAUCCUGCAGAUCCACACCAAGAACAUGAAAUUGUCAGACGACGUGGACCUUGAGCGGAUUGGCGCAGAGACUCACGGUCAUGUGGGCGCAGAUCUGGCAGCUCUCUGUUCCGAAGCAGCUCUUCAAGCCAUCCGUAAGAAGAUGACCCUCAUCGACCUGGAGGACGAGUCCAUCGACGCCGACCUGCUCAACUCUUUGGCCGUCACCAUGGACGACUUUAAUUGGGCUUUGAGUCAAAGCAACCCAUCAGCUCUGAGAGAGACGGUGGCUGAGGUGCCUCAGGUCAGCUGGGAGGACAUCGGCGGACUGGACCAGGUCAAAAGAGAGCUGCAGGAGCUGGUGCAGUACCCAGUGGAGUAUCCAGAUAAGUUCCUGAAGUUCGGGAUGACUCCGUCUAAGGGUGUGCUUUUCUACGGCCCACCAGGCUGUGGGAAAACCCUGCUGGCCAAAGCCAUCGCCAAUGAGUGCCAAGCCAACUUCGUUUCCAUCAAAGGUCCAGAGAUGCUCACCAUGUGGUUCGGAGAAUCCGAGGCCAACGUCAGAGACAUCUUUGAUAAGGCCAGACAAGCUGCUCCCUGCAUUCUGUUUUUCGAUGAGUUAGACUCCAUUGCCAAGUCCAGAGGCGGUGGAGCGGGGGAUGCCGGCGGUGCGGCUGACCGAGUCAUCAACCAGAUCCUGACAGAGAUGGAUGGCAUGUCUGACAAGAAAAAUGUUUUCAUUAUUGGUGCCACAAACAGGCCAGACAUCAUAGACUCGGCCAUUCUCCGUCCUGGUCGGCUGGAUCAGCUCAUCUACAUCCCACUUCCCGACAAACGCUCCCGUACAUCCAUCCUGCAUGCCAAUCUGCGGAAGUCCCCCGUGGCACGCGAUGUAAAUCUGGAGUACCUCUCCGAGAUCACGGAGGGGUUCUCCGGAGCCGACCUGACAGAGAUCUGCCAGCGCGCCUGUAAACUGGCCAUACGUGAAGCCAUUCAGGCUGAGAUGAAGGCGGAGCGCCAGAGACAGACCAGAGGAGGGGUCCCCAUGGAGGAGGACUAUGAUCCAGUCCCAGAGAUUCGGAAGGAUCACUUUGAAGAGGCAAUGCGGUUUGCACGUCGCUCUGUCAGUGACAAUGACAUUCGCAAAUAUGAGAUGUUUUCCCAAACCCUGCAACAGAGCAGAGGUUUUGGCAACUUCAGGUUCCCAUCUGCUGCUGGCUCACAGCCUGAAGAUCGCGGAUCUCAGUCUGGGCCGAGAAGGUCCGGACUGUACGGUGAAGAGGCAGAGGACGAUCUCUAUCAGUGAUCAGAACUAUGUCAUGGAACAUCGUUUUCAUUCAAGACCUUUUCCAAUGAAAGGCUUAUUGGACUGAAAGCUGCUUUUCACUGUUUGAUAUUUUACGAUUCAAAAUGUAGGAAAUGAUCAUGAGGUUUUAAAUUGCAAAUCAUUGAAUGUAUAUUUUCUUUUUGAGCUUUCACGU
Molecule: messenger RNA, 2810 nt
Organism: Synchiropus splendidus (mandarinfish)
Lineage: Eukaryota; Metazoa; Chordata; Actinopteri; Syngnathiformes; Callionymidae
Product: transitional endoplasmic reticulum ATPase-like
Exons: 18
Coding region: 209-2635 (808 amino acids)
Biological process (GO): autophagosome maturation; retrograde protein transport, ER to cytosol; mitotic spindle disassembly
Cellular component (GO): nucleus; VCP-NPL4-UFD1 AAA ATPase complex; cytosol
Molecular function (GO): ATP binding; ATP hydrolysis activity; polyubiquitin modification-dependent protein binding
Source: RefSeq, a predicted model, not a curated record